ACAUAUGAAAUCUCAUGCCCGGUGAAGCAAAAUGAAACGAGGAGAUGUGGUAUUAUUCGGUAAAAAAAUAUGACUGCCGGAAAUCACCCCAGACAUUCUAUAACAAGAGGAUAUUCUAGAAGGAGUAAAUGGUCCAGUAAUGAUAUCUUUCGAAUGGAUAUUAUCGGAUAAUGAAAUUACCGGGAUAACGGAACAAUGCCAAAAGAAUGUGGAGAACGGAACAAUGCCAAAAGAAUGUGGAGAACGGAAUAAUGCCAAAAUAAUGUGGAGAAAGGAACAAUGCCAAAAGAAUGUGGAGAACGGAAUAAUGCGGAGAACGGAACAAUGGC
Molecule: messenger RNA, 329 nt
Organism: Loa loa (African eye worm)
Lineage: Eukaryota; Metazoa; Nematoda; Chromadorea; Rhabditida; Onchocercidae
Exons: 1
Source: RefSeq, a predicted model, not a curated record